CGGUCGUGGGCGUCCUGCGGGCUUACGGGAUACGUGGAGAGAGUGAACUGCACCAGAUCUAACCGGGACGAGUACAAGAGCUGCCGCUCUGCAGUGAUGGAGGAACAUCUCUUCUGGAAGUUCGAGGCGGCCAUGUUGGCUCUGAUGGCGGCGUUCGCCGUGGUCGUGGUCGUCCGCCAGUGCUGGCUGGACCGCCUCGCCUCCGAGAAGGUCCGCCGCCAGAUCGAGUCCAUCUAGGUCCCCGGUCCAUCUGGCUGGACCGCCUCGCCUCCGAGAAGGUCCGCCGCCAGAUCGAGUCCAUCUAGGUCCCCGGUCCAUCUGGCUGGACCGCCUCGCCUCCGAGAAGGUCCGCCGCCAGAUCGAGUCCAUCUAGGUCCCGGUCCAUCUGGCUGGACCGCCUCGCCUCCGAGAAGGUCCGCCGCCAGAUCGAGUCCAUCUAGGUCCCCGGUCCAUCUGGCUGGACCGCCUCGCCUCCGAGAAGGUCCGCCGC
Molecule: messenger RNA, 490 nt
Organism: Etheostoma spectabile (orangethroat darter)
Lineage: Eukaryota; Metazoa; Chordata; Actinopteri; Perciformes; Percidae
Gene: jtb
Product: jumping translocation breakpoint
Biological process (GO): mitotic cytokinesis
Cellular component (GO): centrosome; midbody; membrane
Source: RefSeq, a predicted model, not a curated record